AUGUCAACUGUAGUCUACUAUUCGAACCAUAAUAUGCCAGUUGAAGACGUUCAUUCCAAACAUAUAUUACCUUCAUUAGCUCAAAUUAUGCCUCCAGUUAAUCAACAACAAGCUCAACAGCAACAGCAACAACAACAACAGCAAAAUUAUCAUACAGAUUUGGGAACUGCUGCUGCGGUUGCAGCCGCUGCCGCCCUUAACAACGCCAGUUCAAAUCCUAUUCAACCUGGUCAAAUCUCUCCUAAUUUAGUAGGUAAUAAUUUAAUGCCAAUGAUGUUUGGUGAUCAAAAAGUUAUGUACCUCCAGCAACCACAACAAGGCUCUCCAGAAGUUUUUUCACAAACUAGUCAAUCCUCAACUGCUAAUACUACUCCUGCUUCUUCCUUCAGUGGUGCUUCCGCUAACUAUUCAAAUAAUCUACAUCUUCAUCCUUCUCAUAACCAUUCUUCUACUUCGAAUGGUACCCUUUCUGAAACUGAAAAAUGUAUUUGUAAAUCUAAUACCAAUAGAAUCCCAAGACCAAGAAAUGCUUUUAUAUUAUUUAGACAAAAAUACCAUCAAUCUGUCUUGGACGAAGGUAAUGUUAUUAGAACUAAUCCAGAAGUAUCUAGAGAAUUAGGUAGAAGAUGGAGAGCUUUAACAACUGAAGAAAAGGGCCAUUGGAAUAAUUUAGCCGAAGAAGAAAAGAAGAACCAUGCUAAGAAAUAUCCAGGUUAUAGAUAUACUCCAAGAAGAAAUGGGAAGAAUAAAAACUGUAAUUACUGUCGUCAAAAAGCCAUUAGACAACAACAAGCUGCUGCCGCCCAACAACAACAACAACAGCAACAACAACAGCAACAAGUCCAAGCACAGCAACAACAGCAAGCUCAAGCACAACAAUAUGCAGCUGCUCAAUUACAACAAGAACAGUAUCAACAAUAUUUACAAAUACAACAACAAGGUCAAUCACCAGUACAAGCUAUACCGCAGCAAGCUGCUCAAAAUAAUUUCUUAACCGGAAACUCUAAUCAUAAUCAACAGUUUAUAAUUUCAACUAAUCCAUUCCAAAAUGCUUCUAUCAACAAUAAUGCCAUGAUUGCCCCAGCCGCUCCUCAAAACUAUCAAUUUUCAUUUAAUAAUAACGCUACUAAUAAUAAUCCUAAUGUAAAUAAUAAUACUGGUAAUGAUUUAACUCAUUCAACUGGUGCUCAAGAGAAAUUAUCCCCAUUAUCGAACGUUCCAGGUCAAAUAGGUCAACAUUAUGGAUUACAUCCCCAUCAACAACCUGCUGGAUCAGGUCCAACAUCUUCCAAUGGUGUUAUAGGUGGAAAUAGUAAUGAAUUUGGUGGACAAUUUACUAUUGGAGGUUAUGAUCAAGGAGUUCCAGCUAGUAACCAACAAAGAUAUAAUUCUUUACCAAAUCCACUUAAUAAUAAUGGUCCAAAUGCUGGUGGUUAUAGUUUUGAUGCUUAUAAUUCUCAACAACAAUAA
Scheffersomyces coipomensis is the source of this 1470-nucleotide messenger RNA. It is a transcript of the gene RFG1, whose product is annotated as HMG domain-containing transcriptional repressor. The record is from RefSeq and is a predicted model, not a curated record. Gene Ontology annotation, molecular function: RNA polymerase II cis-regulatory region sequence-specific DNA binding; DNA-binding transcription factor activity, RNA polymerase II-specific. Gene Ontology annotation, biological process: negative regulation of transcription by RNA polymerase II; anatomical structure morphogenesis; cell differentiation. The transcript has a single exon. NCBI's taxonomy places the organism in Eukaryota, Fungi, Ascomycota, Pichiomycetes, Serinales, Debaryomycetaceae. Bases 1 to 1470 code for a protein of 489 amino acids.